AUUUAUAUUUUCACGCGACAACACGUUGAAAAUAGGUUUUAAGAAAAUGUCAUAUAUUUGUGGCUGCGUUCAAAACAAAUCUCUCCAAUCCUCAAUCUCCGGGCGGAGUCAAGUGGCGUGUGCAGCGCUUGAAGUCGCCAUCUAAACAAAGUUUCAUUUCAGAGAAUUAAUGUGCGAUCCGGGCAUGAAGAGCCGCGGGAAAUCCACCCCAAACCAGCUGAUGUUUGAUAUACAAUUUCGGGGUGGCUAAGGAGACCUCAGCGAUUCUGCAAUGACUUUGUCCCGUCUCUUUCACAGUUCAUAAGCCACUCUAAUUAUUAAACAACAGAGAAGAUGGUGAAAAAGAAGAUACGAACAGAAUAUAUGAAGAAAUUCAAAGAUCCAAAAUGGGAAACCUUCUCCAAGUGCUACGAGGAUUUGCUCAAUUACAGACUCUCAAGAAGGAUGCUAGAGCAGUCUCACAAUCCGAUUUUAUGGGGAGGCUGUGAAACUGACUCCGAAUCCAGUGGUAGAUCCACUCCACCAAAAAAUAAAAUCUGUCCUGUGACUGCAGAAGAGAUGCCACCACGUGAGACACGUAAACAGGAGGGUGACGCAUCGGAACCGACUGCUGUUGAGAGAGAGCUGCAAGCGGACACCUCUUCACCUACAGACAGACAGGGAGCAGAGAGAGUGCAGCGAAACGGAGAGAUUGGAGCAGAGGUGAAACACGAAGGUGGGCCUUCGGCCGGAGACCUGGUGCAGGACCACAGCGUGCCCCCCAAACCCCUCCGCUCGCGGAAGCCGAAAUCACUCCGAGCCAAGAGCAAACCGCCGCCAGCCACAGCGGCCGGCACGGCGAGCAGACAUCCCUUCGCCAUGUACGGGUGGGCGGAGCAGCACGCCGACAUGGCAGGGAAGAAGACUCACAACGUGCUUCCGGCCGUGUCCACCACAGAGAUUCAUGCUUCUGCUCUGCGUGCCAAAACCAGACGGGAGGUGGAAAAACAAAUGAAGAAUCUACAGCGGCAGCGCGUGCGAUCGGCUGAGCCAAAAAAAGCACACAAGACGGAGCCGGUCGCAGACUAUAACCCCUGGAUAACCGAGUACAUGCGCUGCUUCUCCUCCAGGACUCGCUAGGCCCAACAUGCACUAAGUCUCUCAACUCCCUUUUCUCCAAGUUUUCUCAAGAUGGGUGGAGUUUUUGCUUAAUCAUGGGACAACUUCUUAUGGGAUCAUUUUAAAAACUUGGUGAAUUCAGAGAAGCUGAACUGUUUUCAGUGGAUGUUUUUAUUUCUAAUCAUUCCAAGGAUUUUUUGUGGCUUCUGAAAUUUAUGUUUUUGACUGCACAAACAACUGAAUGUGAUACUUGUAUACUUGAUCACCACAUAUUUGGGAAACAAAUUUGUGUUAAAUGUUUUACUAAAAUAUCAUGUUACAGAUCGUCCUUAUUUUUAUUUAUUUAAUAAUAGUUAUUUUUGUUUUUGCUAAAUAAUUCAGCAUUUUGCAAGCGACAAGAUAUUUUAUAUACACCAAAUCAGCCAAACGCGUUAAGUAUUUUUUAUCAAUCUAAAAAUUCUCAUUUGGAUAUAAAUGGCAACUAGAAGUAUAAAAUACUUAAGAUACAGUAUUAUGUAUCAUAAUAAAACAAGUACUGAUUCACCAGGUUUUGGAUUACCUGAAAUUAUCAAGAUAAAUCCUUAAACCUGCUGAAUUUCCCAUCAACGAGUUGCCAUAUGCCAGGCCUGCCAUCUGAUUUAAAAUUAGUACAGUAUUGUGUAUUUUGUUUACUUUGUAUUUUGGGGGACAUCUCAGAAUUCUGAGACACUCAUCUGGUAACCCUGAAUACCACUGCAUUUACUGCUUCUGCUACUGUAAUUCAGCUUGUUCUGGCAAAAGGAAUUCAAGAUGAUUGUCUUCUCACAGUUAUGUUUGUGUAUUUAUUUUUUUUGGAAAUGCUCAUCCUUGCAACCUCUUAAGUUAACGUUCUAUAGCUUUGUUGGCAGAAUAAUACCAAAGGACGAAGUGAACUACUUGAAACCCUGUGUACUAACCAGCAUUGUGCUGUAAUUGUAGUAGUGCACGCAUUUUCACUGGUGGAUUCCGUUGUCUUGAAUUCUGUAAAUACAUCCCUUUCCACAGAUCACAUGUACUCGUGUUAGCAUGUCAGCUUGCAAGCUUUUUAAUGCAGUGCAGAGCUAAUGCAAUGCAUCCACUUGCAGUUCAUUCUUUGGCCCCUGAAAAGAACGCAAGAUGAAUCUUUAAUCGAUGCUUCAAAGAAGGUUUGUCCUUUGAUGGCUCAGCCUGAUGCACACAUUAAGUUUCAUUGGUGGCUGCACCAGGUUCUUUGUGUAAAGUGUGAAGUCGUUAAGUGCGCUGCAUUAACAGAGCGGUUAGGCUUGUGCUCCUGAAAUGUAAUCCCCGCUAUCCAAAAUACACCCCGCACUCUGUUCCUCUGAGGUCACACAGCCUCCUUCAGUUUAAACUGAUUAGUGAGAUUCCACAUCCCAGCUCACCUUACCUGCAUGGGCUAUCAUUAAGCACAAUUAUCCCCCAGUUGGUUCUUUGUAACAGUGAGCACCUGAGCAUAGUUUGGAAGGUUAUAUAUGUUUGUUAAGAUUCAUGUGUUUAAGAUCUGAAAGCCAGAUUUAGUCUGCUGUGGUAGUGAUGGGCUUAAUUACCUUAACACAACUGAUAAAUUAUUUGGGGACUUUUUAAGCUUUUGCUGUACAGCACGUAUGAAUCGUAUUUGCACAAGAUGUUGCUGGACGUUUACUGAUGAAAGAAAACUACCACUGUUUACAUUAUGACAAAUAUAUUUGUACUUUUGAAUAAACAUGAUUGUAAUUUG
This is a messenger RNA of Anguilla anguilla (European eel), 2830 nucleotides long. Its product is annotated as centriole, cilia and spindle-associated protein-like. Gene Ontology annotation, molecular function: microtubule binding. The coding region runs from base 334 to 1119 and encodes 261 amino acids. Lineage: Eukaryota; Metazoa; Chordata; Actinopteri; Anguilliformes; Anguillidae. Gene Ontology annotation, biological process: regulation of mitotic spindle assembly. The transcript has 4 exons. The record is from RefSeq and is a predicted model, not a curated record. Gene Ontology annotation, cellular component: centriole; cytoskeleton; ciliary transition zone.